AUACUCCACGCACGCAAACGCACUUUGGAAAUAUCGCGAGACGUCGCAGCUCCUCUCACUACGUAAUGUGCCGUGCUGCUUAUGGCGGCGCUGGUGACAGUGCUGAAAGCUGUUGGGUAUGAAGUGAAACAGAACUGAUUUUUGUACCACCUGAAACUGCUACUUCAAGUUCAGAUCACACCGAAGUAACAAUUCAAGGAAAAAACAUCCCAAAAGUUAGUAAAUCAACUGGUGCAACGAAACUCCGAAGACUAAGGAUAACAACUUCACUUCAAUAGAAACGGGGAAAAAAACCGAAGCAACCAGACUAAGUAACCAAAGAUCUGUGAGCCCAACUGAAACAAGAAGCUGAAGAAGACAACGAAGACAAAAAAAAUUAACAACAAACCUAAGCCACAGACGACAACCAACAAAAAAGCGACCUGCAAAGACAAUACUUGAUCUGAGACAAGAAGUUUGUGCCUACUCAACAGCUUUGACAAAGCACACGUCCCAACGCUGCUUGAAGCCCUUCUCAUCCUCACCGCACCUCUCUCAUCCGGGGUGCGGAGAGGGCUGCUGUCUGCUCGUUUUAUCUUUUCGUUACCUCCUCCUGUCCCUUCCUCAUCUGCUCUCUCUCUCUACUAGAUCUGUUUCUUUUGUUUUGGGAAGCGUAGCUGCCGUCCCCACGUUUGGCCUUUAUAUAUUUUCCCUUCUUAAUUCCUCAACUUCUCUUUUUUGUCCUUUUUUUUUCAUUGUUGCUUUUGCAACUUUCUUUUGAACACGUGCCAGAAAACUUGACAUAAGCGAGUGUGUGUGCGCGUGUGCGUGUUUGUGAACAGAAAAUCUGCAAUAGCAGUGCCACGGUUGGUGUCCCAAGACAGAACAACACAACAAGACCUCAAGAAAUCCAGAGGUGUGGCCUUGGCUGGUCAGUUGAAAAAAAAAAAAAAAAAAAAAACGAAAAAAAGAAACUAACCUAUUGAAAUUUUUAGAGAAAGAGUGAAAAAAAAAAUCACGUCUUGGCACCCUUAACGAACAAGCCAUCCACUUAAAGCAAAAAAAAAAAAAAAAAAAAAAUCAACCAAGAGGUGGAGAGACCUGAAUUUAAUGGAACAAUAUGGGCAGUCCUUGGAAAGGCUUUGUUGAGUUUACCUUGCCUGCGUCUCCACCCACUGCGUUUGUUAGUGCCGACCUGAGCAACUCCCCCGUCGGACUCAGCCUGUCCCCGUAUGGCCGAUCCUGCCUUCCAGAACUUGCCCCAGUAUUGAAGAUGGAGCGGGGGUCUUCCGAACCGCCUACGUCCCGUUCCUCGGGCCAUGCCUCGGCAUCCCCCACCACCUCUGCCCAUGCCCCUGCCCAGGCAAUGCCCACCACCCCCAUGCGCAUUCCCCGUUCGGCCUCUAUGUCCUGCCAUACCCCCCGGGCAGCAGGGGGCAAAAAGCGGCAGCGGACUGCCACGUUCCCAAGAUCAAUGAGCUUUGAUCCGAGCUUGCUUCACAACAAUGGCCACACUGCCUUUGCUAACGGCUCAGGGGUGGGCAUGCGGGAGACCGGGGUGGUGGAGAAGCUGUUGACGUCCUACGGCUUCAUCCAGUGCUCUGAGCGCCAGGCCCGGCUGUUCUUCCACUGCUCCCAAUAUAACGGCAACCUACAGGAGCUUAAGAUAGGAGAUGAUGUGGAGUUUGAGGUGUCGCUUGACAAGCGCACCGGCAAGCCCAUAGCUGUGAAGCUGGUAAAGAUCAAGCCUGAGGUGCUGCCUGAGGAGCGCAUCUCCGGGCAGGUAGUCUCAGCCAUACCAACUCAUCUGGAUGGGAAAUCUGCGCCCGGUCAGAUGCCCACUGGUAGCGUGUGCUAUGAGCGGAAUGGGGAGGUAUUCUACCUGACAUACACACCUGACGAUGUGGAAGGAAACAUACACCUUGACACUGGAGACAAAGUCAGCUUUUACAUGGAGACUAAUAAACAUACUGGUGCAGUCAGCGCUCGAAACAUUGUUCUGGUCAAGAAAAAACAAAUGAGGUGCCAGGGAGUGGUCUGUGCUACUAAGGAGGCGUUUGGUUUUAUCGAGCGUGGAGAUGUGGUGAAGGAGAUCUUCUUCCACUACAGCGAGUUCAAGGGAGACCUUGAAGCGCUGCAGGCUGGGGAUGAUGUGGAGUUCACCAUUAAAGAGAGAAAUGGCAAGGAGGUGGCCACCGACGUGAGACUGCUCCCUCAGGGAACGGUUAUCUUUGAGGACAUCAGCAUAGAGCACUUUGAUGGAACUGUCGCCAAAGUCAUACCGAAGGUCCCAACUAAGAAUCAGAACGAUCCAUUGCCUGGGCGUAUUAGUGCUAGGGUCAACUUCACUGAAAAGGAGCUUCCGUUUGGUGAGAAGGACACCAAGUCCAAGGUGACCCUUCUGGAUGGCGACCAUGUGCGUUUUAACAUUUCUGUGGACCGCAGAGACAAGCUGGAAAGAGCCACCAACAUCGAGAUCCUCCCCGAUACCUUCCAUUUUACUAAGGAGUCAAGAGAGAUGGGUGUGAUCGCUGCCAUGCGGGACGGCUUUGGCUUCAUCAAGUGUGUGGACCGGGACGCUCGGAUGUUCUUUCACUUCAGCGAGGUGUUGGAAGAGAGCCCGUUGCACAUCUCUGACGAAGUGGAGUUCACCGUUGUGCCCGACAUGUUGUCUGCCCAGCGGAACCACGCGGUGCGGAUCAAGAAGCUGCCUAAGGGAACCGUGUCCUUCCACGUCCAGUCGGAGCAGCGCUUCGUGGGCCAGGUGGAGAAGGAGGCCAUGCCGGCCUCGUCCGCCGCCAAUAAGAACGCGAACGUGAACGCCAGCCCCAGCAAGGCUAAGGAGAAGGCACUAAGGGGCAGAGCUACCCGUUUGGCAUCGUCAGCAUGACAAGCAAAGCCGACUGUCUGCAGAAAGGGGAAAUGGUGAAGUUCCAGCUCUGCACCGUUGCCCAGACCGGGCAGAAGAUGGCCUGCCACAUCGUUCCUCAGCGCCUAGCUCUAGUGGAGAGUGUUAAAGAUCAGUUUGGCUUCAUCACGUAUGAGGUUGGCGAGAGCAAGAAGCUCUUCUUCCACGUGAAGGAGGUGCAGGACGGUCUUGAGCUGCAGGCGGGAGACGAGGUGGAGUUCUCAGUCAUCCUCAACCAGCGCACCGGCAAGUGUAGUGCCUGCAACGUGCGCAGAGUCAGCGAGGGCCCCAAGCCAGUGGCCACACCCCGCCCUGAGCGCCUGGUGAACCGUCUGAAGAGCAUCACUCUGGACGACUCCAGUGCCCCGCGUUUAGUCAUCGUUAGGCAACCCCGUGGACCUGACAAUUCAAAGGGCUUCAGUGUUGAGAGGAAGCCACGUCAGCCUGGUGUGAUCGAUUGAGGACUAUUUUCCCCGCCCCUACUUACCCUUUCCAACCAAUAUCAUUGGAGAGGAGCAAUCAGGCUAAGGACAGGGUUUGGGUUGGCAGUCAUUUAUAUAUAGUGUCUGUGUGCAUAUACCCUCUCUCUUUCUCACACUCACACAUGCACAUACAGACUUGCAUACACACAUGCACACAAAUGCACACCAUCCUGACAUUUGCAGACACACUACAGAUGCUUGGCAUAUUGGCAUGCAUAACACCUGUCCCUGUCCAGUCAUUGGAGCUCAGUCCUCUCCAUCCUACCCCCCCCCCCCUCCCCAAUUCCUUAGCCUUCCCUCUCUUAUGUGUGGUCUACUAGCAAACUGCAGAGCUUAUUACUGUGCUCUAAUGGAGAUAUUCAGUUCUGUGUGUGUGUGUGUGUGUGUGUGUGUGUGUGUGUGUGUGUGUGUGUGUGUGUGUGUGUGUGUGUGUGUGUGUGGUGUGUGCACGGGCGUGUGUGUGUGUGAGAGUGAGUGUCUGUCUGUGUGUGUGUGUGUGUGUGUGUGUGAGUGUCUGUGUGAAUGAAUUGUGGACAUGGUGUUUUAGAAAUGUUAAUGAGAGGGGUGUGAAAUGUGAAGGGAGACCUGUAUCGUGAGAUGAACAAACAAACAAACAAACUAAACGGAAGCAAGACAAACUGCUCUGCGUGGGGUUUUGCUCCCUCUGUGAUUUCUGGGUGAUGUAGUCUCCUCUGGUGAUGUGUUCUUCUCAACCUAAACUCAUCUGAUUCCAUGUGUGGAAAUCUGCACCUGCCUAAACCUGUCAAUUUUAUGUGCGCGCGUGUGUGUUUGAUAAAGAUAAAGAAUCAUCUUUUUCUCUUCUUUUUUUUCUAUACAUUUUUUCCACCUGUAACUAAUCUCCCAUAUUUGGGUGUUUUCAUAGAUCAAUCAAAGCAAAGCGAUUGUGCGUGAGAUUCUAUGCAUAGGAAGCUGCGUUCUCCCUGCUCAGUUUUUAGAGCAGUUUUUAACACCCCCUUGACCCUCGUCAACUUUGACCCCUGACCUGGAAGCACUGUGUCAUGAGGUCAAUGCUCAUGUUUGUUGUUUUGUAAACAAUGUGAAUGAUUUGUUUUGAUUUAUUAUUAUUAUUAUUAUUAUUAUAUUUUUCCGAUCGUCUCAUUUCAAGUUUGGUUUUGAGUUUCUGAUUUUGGUUGGAUUUCUGGAACCUUCUGAUGCCUUUAGGUGUUCCCAGGCUCCCCUAUCCAAACCUUCCUUUCCCAGGUGCAGAAUUCCAAAUGGCAUCUUUUAUUCAUCAGUACUUUUAUACAAUGUACUUUUUUUUCUUUGCACAUCUUUUGCUUUCUCUGUUCUAUUUAAACUCAAAAUGUCUGCUUAUAAAAUAACUAAAGUAAGAAUAAGGUGCCUAAAAUGAUAAACGAAAUGACAACAAAAAAAUUAGAUAUAUCCUCAAACCCCAGCCAACCGCCAAAAAAAUAAUAAAACAAAACAAAACAAAACAAAAAAAAAACAAUGAUAGGAUGGCUUCUGUUUCCAGUAGAAAUAAUACAAGUAUGCACUCUGGUUGGUGAAAAAUAUACUGUAUGUAAUGUGUGCUUUCGCUUAGUGGGAAAUCUAAACAUCACAACAUGACUUUGAUAAUGAGGAACAACAGAAAGGAAAGGGUGGCUGAAGAUGAUAUCGAAAACACACACCAAAAUCAUAAGGAUUUCAAUAAGUGUGGUUUAAGAGGCAUUGGUGGGGAUUUGCUGUGCUUCAGAAGACACAUGGAGCUGUCUGACUGUCAGUUGAAUUUAAGCUGGAGAAUGUUGAGCUCCAGUUUAACUGCAUAUGGGGUCUCCCCUAUAUACUUUUGUUAAUGGUCUUGAAUGAAAAAAAAAUUGAAAUAAACGUUUUAUGAAAAGAA
Molecule: messenger RNA, 5233 nt
Organism: Sardina pilchardus (European sardine)
Lineage: Eukaryota; Metazoa; Chordata; Actinopteri; Clupeiformes; Clupeidae
Gene: csde1
Product: cold shock domain containing E1, RNA-binding
Molecular function (GO): nucleic acid binding
Source: RefSeq, a predicted model, not a curated record